CUUCAAAGUCCACGUUCUCUCCCUCAAAAACUAAACCGACCUAUAACCUCUUCUUCUUCUUCUCUCUCCAUAUAUAAAUAACAAACGAUAACCGUUUUUCUCUUUCCUACAACUCAAUAAAGAUCUCAUUCUCUCAGAUUUUCUUUUCCUCUGCGAUUCUUCCUUUUCGUUGUUCUCUCUGAUUCCAUGGCUCGUACGAAGCAAACUGCUCGUAAAUCCACCGGUGGCAAGGCCCCUAGGAAGCAACUCGCCACCAAGGCUGCAAGGAAAUCUGCUCCUACAACAGGAGGAGUCAAGAAGCCUCAUCGUUAUCGUCCUGGAACUGUUGCCUUGCGUGAGAUCCGAAAGUACCAAAAGAGCACUGAGCUGUUGAUCCGCAAGCUUCCCUUCCAGCGUCUUGUCCGUGAAAUUGCUCAGGAUUUCAAGACUGAUUUGAGGUUCCAGAGCCAUGCUGUCCUUGCUCUCCAGGAAGCUGCUGAAGCCUACUUGGUUGGUUUGUUUGAGGACACCAACUUGUGUGCCAUCCAUGCCAAGAGGGUCACCAUAAUGCCCAAAGACAUUCAGCUUGCUCGCCGCAUCCGUGGUGAACGCGCUUAGUCUGAUUGAUUUCAUGCUCUUGAUCCUUUUGGGGAAUACAACUUGUGUUUACUAAGUUUAGUAUUGUUCAAGUUUCCUAUUCCAUUGUAUAGUUCUUGACAACUUUUUAGAUUUCAAUUGACGUCUUUAGAAGGAUUAUUUUGGUUAUGGUAUAGUAGAUCAUAGAAAGAUACUACUAAUGGAAUGUUAUGAUUACUCUUGUAAGACAGUUUAUUUUGGAUUUAGAUCUUAAUAUUGACUUUGAUACGGUUUCUUAA
This is a messenger RNA of Arachis duranensis, 854 nucleotides long. RefSeq names its product histone H3.3. Gene Ontology annotation, molecular function: protein heterodimerization activity; structural constituent of chromatin; DNA binding. Bases 187 to 597 code for a protein of 136 amino acids. Gene Ontology annotation, cellular component: nucleosome. The record is from RefSeq and is a predicted model, not a curated record. The transcript has 4 exons. NCBI's taxonomy places the organism in Eukaryota, Viridiplantae, Streptophyta, Magnoliopsida, Fabales, Fabaceae.